Zea mays is the source of this 3147-nucleotide messenger RNA. Its product is annotated as OSJNBa0053K19.23-like protein. The record is from RefSeq and is marked predicted. Lineage: Eukaryota; Viridiplantae; Streptophyta; Magnoliopsida; Poales; Poaceae.
CUCAAAAUCCCAUUCGAAACCUCCCGAUUCCCUCCACGAAAUUUACAAAACCACAGCACUCCCGCCAAUCUCCCGCACGUUUGGGACCCAAAUCCGCGAUCCCGUUGCCCAGCCGCAGCGUACGGAAACCUAGCUCCCCCCCCGCCGCCGCCGCCGCCGCUGGGAUGGACUUCUCGGCGCCCUCAUUCUCGCUGGGUUUUGACUGGGACGACGAUGACCCCCCGGCCAGCAGCGACCGGCGCGAGCAGCCGCGCGGGUACGGGGCCCCCGACGCGCCGUCGUUCUCGUUAGGGAUCGACGACGACGACGACGUGGAGGAGCCCCGCAUCCCGGCGAGAGGCCGCCAGAAUGAGCAGGCGCGUGAGUUCACGGCGCCCGAUCCGCCGUCGUUCUCCCUGGGCUUCGACGACGAACACGGCGAUGGUGACAUACUCUCUGCCGACCGUUGCCGCGAGCAGUCGCAGCCCCAGGUAGCGCCCGGAUCUCCUUCAAAUGGCACUGCAGAUGAUGAUGAUGAUAAGGAGGAUGGCUUCGUCGUCGCUGGUGGCAAGCGGCCGGUUCGAGUGGAGCGUGACACGCUAUACCCAGAUCCCCUGCCGACGCCAGCGGAGACCAAUCGGUUCAAGCGGCUGCGGAAGGGCUCUGCGACAGCCCAUCCGGCGCAAACUCCCCAGGUGCCGCACCGUGAGGCGCCUGACGCUCCGUCUUCCUCCCUUAGCAUCAGCGACGACGACUUCCUAACUGGCGGCCAGCAUCACGAGCGACUGAAGCCACAAGCCUCUCCUCGGAUCCCCUCAUCGCUCAGUAUCGAAGACGAGGACGACGACUUCUUCCUCGCUGGUGACCGACAGCCAGAGCCAACACUGCCUCAAGUGACUCAACUCAAGCGGCUGCGGAAGGGCCCUGUCCCGCCACAUCUGGCGCCAUCACCGCCUCCUCCCAAGGUGCCAGGACAGCCCACGACGGAAGCCUCUCCAGUAAUGACUGAAGAUGCAGCACGAGGGGCGGUUGGGAGUUGGGAAGACGAGAUCGAGGAUUGGACAACAGACGAGGACCGACCAGUUCGAGAUGUGCCACCAUCUGUUGGUAGCUGCAGCACUUCAAGCAACUCAAAGUUCUCUCUGCUUAACCGUGGUGUCCUUAUGACCCAGUCAGGAACUAAAGCGAGUACAUCAAAAUUUACACAAACACCAAAUACAUCUGCUUCAAUAUCUUUGGAAGAAAGCUGCACAAAGAAAUUACUUCCUAAGAUAACAGUAAGCCCGAUGAGGAAAAUUUAUUUGCUUGAUUCUGACACUGAUGCUGACGAUGACUACAGUCAAAAUAAAGCAAAGAGCAUGCAGCAAAACAGGAAGCCCCAAAUGAACAGUACUGUACAGAAGAGCGGGGCUAUGAUGAGUGACAAUUGGGCAACACCUGCCUUGGAUGAGUUCUGCAAGGAAUACUUCGAAUCUCCAAAAGAUGCAGGAUUUUCUCAGCCGAAAGAAGGAAACACUCAUUACAAGGCUUCACAACCUAAGAACUCUGGGCACUUCCAGCAACAAGCGUCUUCAAGUGGAGGUGAAGUGGAUGAUGGUCCUCCUGCUAUGCAAUAUCUGUACCACCCUGACCCAAGGGUGGGUGAUUUGUUCCGGAACAGGCUGCAACAUUUCGUUCCUAUUGGGGCAGGAAGUACCAUAGCAAAUGAGCAAAACAGAGCAAAAAGUCUAAGAAGUUGCAGGAGGCAAUCCAGCUCGAGUGCAGCUGCUACCGAUGACUGGGUAACUCCUGGGAGGGUCUCAGUUCCAACUGAUGCUAGCAAAAGAAGGGUGCAUGCCAGUGGAACUCAUUCUGGCUCUGGCCAUUGGUUUACUAAUGACAGUGGGAGGAAGGUUAGGCUAUACUUCCAGAAUUUCAGUUCACAUGUUUUUAAACUUUUAGAUAGAAGUGAUAGAAGUUGUUUGGUCUUUUGUGCUUCUUGAGUAUGAUGGAUGCAUAUUAGCUUGCAUUUCAAUGUUUUUUCAAGAUUAUCCUUUUAUCCUCUUUUUGAAAAAAAACAUAUCCAAUCAUAAUAUUUGCUACAGGUUUACGUCUCAAAAAAUGGACAAGAGUUGACUGGGCGUGAUGCCUAUCGACAAUAUCAAAAGGUAACAUGAUGCUUAUCUUUUCGAGUGAUUUGUGCUUUUAUUCAUGUUGACAAACUGGUACUAGGUAAUGGACUUGAUGAAAUUUAGAUAUCCACUGCUCAGAAUUAUGUAUAUGUCACCUGCAAUGAUGUGUUCGAUCAGGGAUUUGAAUUAUUAAUAAUGCACUUGGCAUGAUUGUAUGUAUUGCUUGUAGCUGGCAUUGCUAUUUCUCUAUGACCAUUACCUCGACCAAACUUUCUUGGGAUCUUAUAAAAAUUGAAUACAAAUUGAUGGUCUUUGAGGGUAUAAAAACUGUUGUGCUGGUGGAAAGGAAACAUGUGUCUCUUUCACAGCAUGCUGCCAUGCUGGUAACACCGUCUCAAUGUGCCUUACAGGAAAGUGGCAGGGGAUUCAACAGGUACAAGAAGAAAGGUUCAUCAGGAACCAAACGAGGUGCUGCUCAAGUGAAAACUGAGACUGCAGCCAAACGAGGUACUGCUCAAGUGAAAACUGAGACUGCAGCCAAACGAGGUACGAGUAGAGCAAAAAGGAAGCGGUGACUGCCUACAUUGGCUAGGAUUCUGUAGUUAGGUUUUCACCUCGCGUGCUUGAGUUCACAGCCGAUUUGUUGGUAGAAGUAGAACCAUAUGAAUGUAUAACAAGCCUCAGCUGCUCUCGGGUCUUCUUUUAGGGUGCGUUUGGUUGCAAUGACAGGACGGGAUAGGACGAGACGAUCCCUCAAAUAAGAUUGUUUUGUUCAGGGUCAAGGGUUGGGACAGGAUUAUCCCAGUGUUGUCCCCAGUUAUCCCUCAAAAUUGGAGGGACGAGAGGAUGCCAGAGGACGUCCCUAUCCUGGUUGUCCCGCAACCAAACACACCCUUAUAUCAGGAGGCUAGCGUAUACGUCAGUACAUGGUUCUAUUGUGUGUUUGUAAAUAUGAUUUUGCUCUUCAUGUAUUCUUCUUUUUUUGGAUGCCAAUGAGGCAAUGAUCUGUAUGCAAAAGGCUGGAUUACUCCACAGGAUGAAUAAACCAUUAUUUCAC